Theobroma umbraticum is the source of this 1164-nucleotide messenger RNA. RefSeq names its product reticulon-like protein B16. Lineage: Eukaryota; Viridiplantae; Streptophyta; Magnoliopsida; Malvales; Malvaceae. The record is from RefSeq and is a predicted model, not a curated record. Gene Ontology annotation, biological process: response to bacterium.
AGUACUAAAAAAUUAUGGUCGAUCCGGCAGAAGUUGGUGUAGGAGUCGCAAUUGGAUCAGUGGAAACCAUAUCCAAAGUGAUUCGGACAAUCAGUAAAUACGAAUCCAUUCUCAAUGACCUCCGAACCAGACUCCAAGAUAUGAUUCCAAGACUCGAGGCGAUAAAUCGGUCCAAAGAUGGAUCAAAGGAAACUGAGAAGUUGGCUAAGCGAUUUGAAGAAAGCAAAGCAAACUGUUGAUAGAUGCUCCGACGUACCCUGGUGGAACUAUUACAAGAAGUACAAGUUCGCCCAAGAGCUCAUUGAACUGGAUGCUUCCCUACGAAAGAUGAUGGAAUACUCGUUACCGUUACUGAUAUUGGAGGAUACUAGAAGAAUUUUGGAUACGGUUGUGGAACUGCGUCUAAUGUUUGCAUCGUUAAACAGGAUUUUUGGAAGUAUUCGUUCAGGUGUGAAAAAUACUGCCGAUUUUGUUGUUAAUCAGAUCCAAUAUGUGGUUUCCCUUGCAGCUUCCUGGACGAAGAAACUUGUCGAAUCUCAGCCUGAUAAUAUAAAAGAUGUAGUUCUAUGGAGAAAAAAGAAGCUGAGCGGAACGCUUCUAUUCAUGUCAAUUGCAGCAUGGCUCUUGCUGCAAGUUUAUCAAUUGAAAUUCAUCACCAUUGCUUCAUGGGUGGCUAUGGCCAUUGUUGUUGCACUAUUCCUUUGGGGAAACGUAGAUCGACAUCUUGGCCAUGUUUUUGGUCUCAGCGAAGAAGCACGCAUGUCCAGAUUCGAAAUCUCGGAGGAGACUGCCAUGCGCAUUGCAAACUCUUGUCAAACACUAAUUGAAGAAACAAUUAGAUGGAUGGUUCAUGUGACUAUUGAGAGCGAAUGGUUUGUAUUUGCAAGAACAGUUGCAGGGCUAUUGUUAUUCUCCUACAUGGGAAGCUUCAUUGAUCUGCUAACUCUUCUUUGUGCAGGUGCUAUGAUAGCCACAACAAUUCCUGUAAUUUAUGUGAAGCACGUGGAUAAGAUAAAGACGUGUGGCAAGAUAAUGAGGGUGCAGUCGGGAAGAGUUUGUGAGCUGAUUGACGACAAGCUAAUUAAGACGGUGAAGAACAAGGUUGUCAAAGAAACGAUCAGGAAGAAAAGAAAACAAAAGUGACUAAUCAGUUGUUCUUGGCUU